This is a messenger RNA of Nicrophorus vespilloides, 2688 nucleotides long. It is a transcript of the gene Sirc, whose product is annotated as SID1 transmembrane family member 1-like. The record is from RefSeq and is a predicted model, not a curated record. The transcript is spliced from 9 exons. Gene Ontology annotation, cellular component: membrane. Lineage: Eukaryota; Metazoa; Arthropoda; Insecta; Coleoptera; Silphidae. Bases 118 to 2460 code for a protein of 780 amino acids.
CUAACCCAUCAGCUGUUAUUUUGAUUAGUUCCAUAACAACAACGAAAAGAAUUUGAUGUUAGUUUUGAUCACAGACAACAUUGAUCCAGUUAUGUAAAGAAUACAUUUCUACACAUUAUGUUGCUCCACUGGUUGUUUGUAAACGCGUUGAUCAUUCUAAGUUGUUCCGGGAUCGAAUGUCUCAAUGUUAAAAUAAUAAAUGGAUCGCUGAACGAAAUAUUUACACAGGACUUGACUUUGGACAAAGAUAUCGAAUAUCUGAUACAAUUUGAUAGCAUAGAAACCAAAACGCCUUUGCGCGUUUUGGCUUAUAGCGAAGAUGCUCAUGUAUCGAGUCCCAUCUUGAUAGUUGUAAAGCAGAAAAAAGAAGUGGUGUCAUGGCAGUUACCAAUGGUCGUCGAUGGAAAUGAUGGUUCUACAGAGUUUAAGGAUACCGCUAAAACUCUAUGCUAUGACAUGACUAUGGAUAAUAGGACGCUUUCAGAAGCCAUAUCCGGUAUAUCGCAUUACAAUUCGGAGUUCAUGCUCGAGGAUUCUCCCAUUAUAUCCAUAUCCACUUCGUCUGUAAAAAAUGUCUCGGUGAAUGUAACGGUUAUGCCGGAAAGUACGUUUUACAUAUUGCCAGAUGAAGUGUACAACACGACGGUGACUUCCUCGACGCCUAGAGUUUAUUUCUAUGAUUUCCCGGAUAACGCGACCACAACUGAUAACACAAAGACUGUGAUUUUGGAAGUGAAUUCUCCCGACAACAUAUGCAUGACGAUAAGUAUUCAAAAUGCUAGUUGUCCGGUUUACGAUUUGAAUCACAAUAUUAGAUUUGAAGGAUAUUUCGAGACCAUUACUACUAAAGGUGGUAUUACAAUUACCAAGAGUCACUUCCCGAACGGAUUCUUCCUGGUUUUCGUACCAAAGCCCGAUGAUUACGAUUGCACGAUGGUGCUGUCUACGAGCAACACGGAAAGGAGAAAAGAAAUCACUUUUAAGAUUACACCGAGCAUAGCUCGAACUGAUUACAUUAAUGCUAUAAUACUGACGCUGUUCUGCAUGUUCGUGUUUUACUUCGUUUUCGGUAUAUGCUUUUUCUUAUGCUCCUCGCGAGCUUACGUCCCGAGAAGUAUGGAAUAUAUGAGCGAGAGAUGCAUAGAGGAGAAUCCAAGUACCUCUCGCACAGCGAAUGAUAACGCUUCUGUCAAUGAAGAUUAUGGUAGUAACGAGGACGCGUCUUCUGCGAGGGAGGUGAUCUUCAAUAAACCAGAAGUGUUCCUGUGCGAUUUGGCGCGCAAGGACUUCCGUAUCCUCAAGAAGAAAUCAUACUUCUACCUCUGGCACGUUCUCACGGUGGCCGUCUUCUACGGUCUUCCUGUGGUACAACUGGUCAUUACCUAUCAGAAGGUUCUAAACGAUACAGGCAAUCAGGAUUUAUGUUAUUACAACUUUCUGUGCGCUCAUCCGCUCGGGUUCUUCAGCGAUUUUAAUCACAUUCUAUCGAACGUUGGGUAUUUGCUAUUGGGAUUAUUGUACAUUUGCAUCAUCUACAGGAGGCAACUGUGGCAUAAAGACCUACAAUUUGAUCAGGAAUAUGGCAUACCGCAGCAUUACGGGCUCUUCUACGCUCUAGGAGUUGCGCUCAUGAUGGAAGGUGUACUUUCGGGUAGCUAUCACAUCUGUCCGAACCAUUCUAACUUUCAGUUCGACACCAGUUUUAUGUACGUGAUGGCCGUGCUCUGCAUGGUCAAGAUAUACCAGAACAGACAUCCGGAUAUAAAUGCUACGGCGUACAGCACUUUCGGUGUUCUCGCUGUUGCGAUAAUUUUAGGUAUGUGGGGCAUAAUGGCAGGAGACUUGUAUUUCUGGAUUUUCUUUACCAUCUUCCACAUCUUGACCGGAAUCUACUUAACUGCGCAGAUCUACUUCAUGGGAUGCUGCAAGCUGGACCAAUGGCUCUUCUGGAAAAUCAUCAGACACGUCUUUUACGAUUUUUGGUUCUCACCAAGAGAGAAUAUUAAACCCAAAUAUAAGGGACGAUUCUUCCUUUUACUUAUUGGCAAUCUAUGCAAUUGGAUGCUGGCGAUUUUCGGUAUUCUGCACCACGACACUGAUUUUGCCUUGCAUCUCCUGGCGAUUUUCAUGAUGAACACACUUCUAUAUUUCAUUUUUUACAUAGUCAUGAAGUUGUGCCACAAAGAGAGGAUCAACUUGCUCGCCGUUUUAUUCUUGCUGAUCUCUCUGGCUUGCGCUGGAGCAGCGAUGUACUGCUUCCUAAACAAAUCGAUUUCUUGGGCGGAAUCACCUGCAGAGUCCCGAAGGUACAAUCAGGAUUGUCUAUUUAUGAGGUUCUACGAUUACCACGACGUUUGGCACUUCCUAAGCGCUGUGGGAAUGUUUUUUAUAUUCAUGGUAGUGUUGUUGCUGGAUGACGAUCUGUCGCACACGCAUAGGACACGCAUCCACGUAUUUUAAAGAAACAAGAGUGCAAAGAUUAUUUUUAUUUUUUUUAUAUACAAGUAAUUAUUAUAGUUCUUUCUCUCAAGUUAAAAUAAUUCGGCCAAUGCGUGCUGAGACAAAAAUGUGAUAAUUUAUAUAUGCUUGAGCUUGACCACAGUUAUGUGUAUAUCUGUAAAAUAUGAUUGCAAGAGAUAGGAACAAAUAUCGAUUGUUUUAUUCACACAAUUUCAAUAUUUUAUUUUA